AUGGCUACCAAAGGAGAGACCGAGAGUUUGAGCGAGGAGGUAAUUUGUCCCGUCUGCCUGGAUUUCUUCACCGAUCCGGUAUCACUGGAGUGCGAACACAACUUCUGUCGCUCUUGUAUCACACGAUGUUGGGAAAGGGAGCAAAGAAACCCCUGCCCGGAAUGUGGAGAAAUGAUUGCUGACGACACCCUUAGGGUGAAUCGGGCCUUAGCAAAUCUGACACAAAAAUUUCGGAAUUUAAACCUGAACCAGAAAGGGAAGGAAAGUAAACGUCAGUGUGAGGAACAUGAGGAAGAACUGAAGCUGUUUUGUGAAACGGACAAGACACUGAUCUGUGUGAUCUGUGCAGCUGCGCAGGAACACAGAGAGCACCGCUUCAAGACGAUUAAAGAAGCUGUUAAAAUUUACAAGGAUCAGCUAAAAUCUUCCUUAGACUCUCUCACAAAAAAGAAAUCAGACUUCCAGGAAAAGGAGCAGCAACAGAAAGAGAAAAUUUCCGGAGUUCAGGAACAGUCACACAGCCUUCUGUCCCACGUCACAGCACAGUUUGCUGAACUGCGCCAGAUUAUCACUGAGAAGGAGCAAAUCUUACUCAGGGAUCUCAGGGAAGAAGAGAAGAGGAUUCUCAACCCAAUGGAGAAAAAUCAUCUCGCUCUUCAAGAGAAUAUAAGGAUUAUUCAGGAGGAAAUCACUAAGUUAAAGGAACAAAUGGAUCAAAAAGACAACGUGAUAUUUCUCAAGGAGGAAUCUCGUCGGAACAGGAGGAUUAAUGACGAUCUCCAGGAAUUGUCAGUGACUGAUGAGACCCUAUCGGUUGAAAAAUUCGAUCACCUCUAUUUGUUGAAAACAGUGCUGAGAGAAACGCUUGAUGCUAUUAAUCGAGUCUCUGUCACCCUGGAUGUGGAAACGGCGCAUCCGUAUCUCGAGGUGUCUGAGGAUCGGAAGAGUGUGAGACGGACCCGGACCCGGUGGAAUCUCCCUGACACCGGGAAGAGAUUCACAUACUGGGAAUGUGUGCUGGGGUCGGAGGGAUUCACAUCGGGGAGACAUUACUGGGAGGUGGAGGUGACGGGGAUUCGGAGCUGGUGGCUGGGAGUCGCCGCAGAGUCUGUGGAGAGGAAGAGACGGGCCAUACUGAGACCGGAGACUGGAUUCUGGAUCAUCGGGCGGGUUGGUGACGUGUUACAUCGGGAUUAUGACGUGUUAUAUCGGUAUUAUGACGUGUUCCGUGGUCUCCCCUCCCCCUGGUCCCGUCUCGCUGCCGGUCCCAUCCCCGGAAGGAUGGGAGUUUAUCUCAGUUACGAGUCCGCGACAGUUUCAUUUUACAACGCGGAGACCAAGUCCCAUCUCCACACCUUCACUGGGAAUAAAUUCACGGGGAAACUUUAUCCUGUCUUUCGGACUGGGGAUGAAAACCAGUGGCUGAGAAUCUGCUCCGGUUCCGCUCCGGGUCUGGAAACAGAUCGGGUCCCGGGACUGGCGGCAGGAGUGAAAUCCCUGUAA
Messenger RNA from Hypanus sabinus (Atlantic stingray), 1503 nucleotides. Its product is annotated as zinc-binding protein A33-like. Gene Ontology annotation, molecular function: protein binding; zinc ion binding. The record is from RefSeq and is a predicted model, not a curated record. Lineage: Eukaryota; Metazoa; Chordata; Chondrichthyes; Myliobatiformes; Dasyatidae. The transcript has 6 exons. Bases 1 to 1503 code for a protein of 500 amino acids.